CCGUAUAUAUUCCUCAGAGGGAAAGGCUGCCCCAGACAGUGUUGAAGUUUCCAGAGACCUGUUCGGCUGUUGAGAAGUUCGCGUUCCAGACUGAGGAGCUAAACCGCUUGCCAAGAUGUGUAAGGGACUGGCAGCGUUGCCGCACUCGUGCCUGGAAAGGGCCAAGGAGAUCAAGAUCAAGUUGGGAAUUCUCCUCCAGAAGCCAGACUCUGCUGUUGACCUUGUCAUUCCAUAUAAUGAGAAGCCGGAGAAGCCAGCCAAGACCCACAAGCCCUCGCUGGACGAGGCCCUGCAGUGGCGCCAUUCCCUGGACAAGCUUCUCCAGAACAACUAUGGACUUGCCAGCUUCAAAGGUUUCCUGAGAUCUGAGUUCAGCGAGGAAAACCUUGAGUUCUGGGUUGCCUGUGAGGAUUACAAGAAGAUAAAAUCCCCAGUCAAAAUGGCGGAGAAGGCAAAGCAAAUUUAUGAGGAAUUCAUCCAGACAGAGGCCCCUAAAGAGGUGAACAUCGAUCAUUUCACUAAAGACAUCACCAUGAAGAACCUGGUGGAACCGUCCCCGAGCAGUUUUGACCUAGCCCAGAAAAGAAUCUAUGCCCUGAUGGAGAAGGAUUCACUGCCCCGUUUUGUGCGCUCCAAGUUUUAUAAGGAGCUAAUCAAGUAGUCAGCUGGUCAAUUGUCAGAUUACCAGGCUUCAAAAAUCACCCUGUGAGUUGACGUCUAUCCUCUGUAGUAACACAGCAUUCCUCCAGCACCUGCACAUUUUCCCAGAGCAGCUUUGCUCCAAGAUACCCAAAAAAAGGCAACCCCUAGACUGUUGCCAAUUCUUUCGCUCAUGUUGGUUCAGAUGUGGAUUUGUGGUCUACUAAAGGCCUUUGCUUCCAUCUCUUCCUUCUGACUGCUUUGUAAUGAAGGUCUGUCCACCAAGUUUCUGUCAGCCCGAGUCACAGAAAAAUAUACUGCUUACCAUAAAGCCAUCUGUGAAAAGAAUAGGUGUUAGAUUGCUCUUUGAACCAGGCUGAAAAGAAAACGGUCCCCUUUCAAGGGCAUUUGACUGGUCUUGUGUAUUGUUUUAAUUAUCAUCCUCUAACGAUUUCUGAACUCAGUUAAUAAAAAGCAGGAAGCUGUUUAAAAGGCAGCCAUCAUUUGAUUUUAAAGCAAGUACCUUGUUUCCCACACUGGCCUCUCGUUCCUAGCGUUCCUUUAUACAUUCUAAAGAGGAGCUACGAUGCAUAGAGUAGGCUUUGCAAAGCCAGUCUGAGCCCAAUCCAUUUAAGUUCAGCCCUUACACCUCCAAACCACGAGGAAAAAAAAAUCAGCCUUCGCCUCUCCCAGUUAGAAAUGCUAGUACCCAAGAAUCUGAUUGGACUGUUUGGAAAAAACUUUUCUGACUUUACAUAUCUUUUUUAUAUUAAUUGAAAUAGCAAAAUGUCUAAAACUUCCCAAAGAGUUAACUCGGUAUUUCACACUCACCCAGGUGGCUCCUGUUUUGGGGACCUCAACUGACUACUCUUACAAGCUGUGUGAGUGGCCACGCUUGUCCAAGGAGGAUGAGGUGUGGUGUGUGUGGGGGAGACGCCUCAAGGGCGGUGCCCCGGGGCUAUGAAAGAAUUCAGGAAGGCAUGCUUCUGCAGCCAACAGCAGCAUCAUAUAUCCAUAUAUCUGCCGUAUCUUUAUAUAAUUUCAAAUUUAAAGCAAUAUAUACACAUGUGUAUUCUUUUAACAUAUAAGGCAAUAAAUGGGCGGUAAGUAUUCUGCUUCCAAAGGAGAGGCCAAAUGUAUUAAGAUUGGCCUAGAAACUUUCUGGAGGGGGAAAAAAAAACCUCUCUGUGUUAACAGCAGUUUCCAUGGCAACGAGAAGAAAAUACAUUCUUUUAAAUAUGAGAAAUUAGAAAAAGUAGGAUGACAUCUGGAAGAAAAGAAUGCAUAACACUUAUUUAGCAUCCCCCCCCCCCCCCCCCCCCCCCCCCCCCCCCCCCCCCCCCCCCCCCCCCCCCCCCCCCCCC
Messenger RNA from Alexandromys fortis (reed vole), 2003 nucleotides. It is a transcript of the gene Rgs5, whose product is annotated as regulator of G protein signaling 5. The record is from RefSeq and is a predicted model, not a curated record. The transcript is spliced from 5 exons. NCBI's taxonomy places the organism in Eukaryota, Metazoa, Chordata, Mammalia, Rodentia, Cricetidae. The coding region runs from base 116 to 661 and encodes 181 amino acids.